Messenger RNA from Prosopis cineraria, 1017 nucleotides. Its product is annotated as photosynthetic NDH subunit of subcomplex B 5, chloroplastic. The transcript has 5 exons. Gene Ontology annotation, biological process: response to oxidative stress. The coding region runs from base 47 to 691 and encodes 214 amino acids. The record is from RefSeq and is a predicted model, not a curated record. Gene Ontology annotation, cellular component: chloroplast. NCBI's taxonomy places the organism in Eukaryota, Viridiplantae, Streptophyta, Magnoliopsida, Fabales, Fabaceae.
ACCAUAACGGAUAACAGAGAGAAGAUAAUGAACAACGCGCACAAGCAUGGCGCUUCGUUCUUCACUCUCAGUUCUCUCUGCAAAUUCAAUUCCCAACUUUACUUUCUCUUACUUCAACCCUAAAUCUGUAUCAGUUCCUGCACCUCUCAAAUUGCAUGAAGCUUUGAGAACUCGAAGCAGCUCGUCGACGAGGCUGAAUGCUGCGGGUUUCGCUGAGAUCGAGCCCGAUCUCAAUGAAGAACCCGUAGAUCGUUGGGAAACUAAUAGCAUUAGCUCUGAAGAUUUCAAGUACGGAGAGUAUGAUGGGCACCAUACUUAUUUUGAAGGAGAAAAGAAAGGAACAUUUUGGGGUUUACUUGCUGAAGAGAUAGCAGCAGCAGAACCACCAACAGGAUUUCAAGGGCUUAUUUCAUGGCUUUAUCCUCCAGCCAUUGCUGCUGGGAUUUUCUUCCAUGUUCCGGGGGAGUACUUAUACAUCGCAACAGGUUUAUUCAUAACAAUAUUUUGCAUUAUUGAGAUGGAUAAACCUGAUAAACCCCACCACUUUGAACCCGAGAUAUACAAUAUGGAAAGGGGAGCUCGAGACAAGUUGAUAAAUGACUAUAAUACCAUGGACAUAUGGGACUUCAAUGAGAAAUAUGGGGACCUGUGGGACUUUACUGUCAAGAAGGAUGAUAUAAUGUCAAGAUAAAUGUUUAAAGCUGAUUAUUCAUAAGUAUAUUAUUAAGUGUCAAAGCCAUCUUUGAAUUUGUUUAGUUUUUUUUUUCACUCCUCUUUUCCCAUGAGUCUGUUACUGUACUUUUGACUAGGGGUUUUCCGUUCCUGCCUUGUUUUCUGUCUGUAUAGUUUUUUGUUUUGUUGUAUUAUUAAUUCUUUACACUUUAGUACCCAGAAAACCCAGUCAAAAUAUGCUAAAUUCCCAAGUGUCAAAGUUAAUAUGGACUCCUCUUUUUUGGCCCUCAAAAUCAAUGUAGACUUGUAUAUGCAAGUAAUGGAAACUCUUUUAGCUUUUUAAUA